Messenger RNA from Striga asiatica, 489 nucleotides. Lineage: Eukaryota; Viridiplantae; Streptophyta; Magnoliopsida; Lamiales; Orobanchaceae. The record is from the annotation of a GenBank genome assembly.
AUGAUCUGUGACCAACUUGUCACUGAAAACACUUUAGCACUAUUCAACCUAAAUGAGGUGAAGAUAGCUGACAGGAACUGCCUUGGAGGGGUAAUCAGUGCAACUCAAGGAUCAAGGGAAUCUCAGACCAUUGUGGGUGAUGAUACUCUAUCUGUAGUUCAUCAUGAACUUCAAGAUUAUGAUAAGCUUAUGAUCAAUGAAGAUUCCCAUCCAGACAUCAUGCUACCUAAAAGAAGGGGUUGGAAAAGAAGUCUCAACAAGCAAGGGAAAUUAAAGAGAGAGGAUAAGUAUAAGCACUUCUCUAGAAUUGAGGUGAAAGAUGGGGUCUCUAGCAGAAUUUGGGAGGAUCCCUGGGUACCAUCUCUAAAAGCUGGUAUUCCUUCCCUAAAACAUGGAGUCCCAUGCGGUUUAGUUGGGGUUUACCAACUUCUGGAAGCUGGAGAUAGAAGAUGGAAUUUUAACCUCUUACACACAUUAUUUGAUGAUUAG